UUCUUCGGCAGCAGAGAAGACGAAGAAGAAGGGGAAUUUAAUAAUCUUUUUAGCAUCUUACUACUAUUUAUUUGAUUGGGUUUCUUCUCAACUUCGAUACAGAUUACAUAUAACAAACAAUAUAUAUAUAGUGUGUGUUGUGUGUGUGGGAAAGAGGGAGAUAUAGGGGGACGGGCAUGGGUUGUUUCUUUUGCUCUGGGGAAGAUUCUUCCGCGAAAAGAUCACCAAAGAAUAACAGAGGGAACAACACCCAGAAUGAUCAAUCACACCCGUCUUCUGAUAAGUCCAAAUCGGCUCCACAAGUGAAGAAGGAUAAUGGUCAGGAAGCUAAUCAACCAUCGGUUGCGAAUGAAUGUGAGGAUAAAAGUAAGUCCACCAACAAGCAAGUGUCUAAAAAAACUAAGGCACGAACCUUCACAUUUGCUCAAUUGGUGGCUGCCACCAAUAACUUUAAGGCUGCUUAUUUCUUGGGUGAAGGUGGAUUUGGCAAGGUUUAUAAAGGGAAGUUAGCAGACAGUGAUCAGAUUGUUGCCAUUAAACAAUUGGAUCCUGAUGGGGGUCAAGGGAUUAGGGAAUUUGUUGUUGAAGUCUUGAUGUUAAGCAUGGCUGAUCAUCCAAAUCUGGUGAAAUUGAUUGGUUAUUGUGCUGAAGCGGAGCAAAGGUUAUUAGUAUAUGAGUACAUGCCAUUAGGUUCUUUGGAAGACCAUUUGCACGGUCGACGUCCCAACAGGAAACGGCUUGAUUGGAACGCCCGGAUGAAGAUAGCUGCUGGUGCAGCCAGGGGGUUGGAGUAUUUGCAUGACCAGAUGAACCCACCUGUUAUAUAUCGAGACUUGAAAUGCUCUAACAUUCUAUUAGAUGAAGAGUUUCAUCCCAAGUUGUCGGAUUUUGGGUUGGCAAAGGUGGGUCCACUUGGAGACAAGACCCAUGUCUCGACCCGAGUGAUGGGCACCUACGGCUACUGUGCUCCCGAUUAUGCAAUGACUGGUCAACUUACCUUCAAAUCGGACAUCUAUAGCUUUGGGGUUGUACUCUUAGAGCUCAUUACUGGAAGAAAAGCAAUUGAUAAUACAAAAUCUGCAGCAGAGCAAAAUCUUGUUACUUGGGCACGACCCUUGUUCAAAGACCGACAUAAAUUCCACAAAAUGGCAGACCCUGUGCUCGAGGGCCAGUAUCCGGUUAGAGGACUCUAUCAAGCUCUAGCCAUAGCUGCAAUGUGCCUCCAAGAACUACCUAACAUGAGACCGCUUGUGGCUGAUGUUGUUACAGCUCUCAACUAUCUUGCUUCCCAAAAGUACGAUCCCUUAACUCACCCUGUUCAGCAUCCUUGGAGGGGUUCUCGUAGAUCAAGAUCCAACAACGAGAACCCGAACCCUGAUCAGGGUGAUGAAUAGUUUUGCCAAACGAAACCACUUUUGCUUGAUAAAAAAGGUGGUCUGGUUGGCUUUCAAAUGCUGCUAAUCUUAAUUAGGUACAUAAUACGCCAGAAGAAAUUUCUCCGUUUCUGGUUUUGUUUUUUCGGGUUUCUUUUCCCCGUGUAAACGAGAACCAUUGUUUUGGUAUGUAAAACGAGAUGGAUACAAUGUGGGAGUCGAAGGGGAGUUUUGUAAAGUGAGGUUUUUUGUUUUUUUCUGUGCGAAAAUGAUCAAACGGUAUGUAACAAAAUUUAGUGCAGAAGAUAUAUAAAAUGUUAUAGUGCCAGAUUUGGCGAUUUUGGUAC
Cynara cardunculus var. scolymus (artichoke) is the source of this 1720-nucleotide messenger RNA. Its product is annotated as probable serine/threonine-protein kinase PBL7. The coding region runs from base 177 to 1394 and encodes 405 amino acids. Gene Ontology annotation, biological process: protein phosphorylation. The record is from RefSeq and is a predicted model, not a curated record. Gene Ontology annotation, molecular function: ATP binding; protein kinase activity. NCBI's taxonomy places the organism in Eukaryota, Viridiplantae, Streptophyta, Magnoliopsida, Asterales, Asteraceae. The transcript has 5 exons.